Neoarius graeffei (lesser salmon catfish) is the source of this 4113-nucleotide messenger RNA. RefSeq names its product heart development protein with EGF-like domains 1 (gene heg1). Gene Ontology annotation, molecular function: calcium ion binding. Bases 220 to 3189 code for a protein of 989 amino acids. The transcript is spliced from 13 exons. Gene Ontology annotation, biological process: heart development. Lineage: Eukaryota; Metazoa; Chordata; Actinopteri; Siluriformes; Ariidae. The record is from RefSeq and is a predicted model, not a curated record.
UCUCGGCCGCCCGACCCGGGAUGUGAGAUCCGAACUUAUGUUGUGCAGAAAUAAAAACCGCUGUCUCAACACCACCAGCAUGAACUUUUAACAAGGUUUCGGCCUUUUACGCAUAGAGACCUGCUGAAAGGCGCGCCUUCCGAUGCUGGCCUGGAUCAUUUCGCGUGUUAUUUAUUAUCAAGUCCUCAAUAUUUCUGUCGGUUUUUCUUCUUCUUCAUCAUGGAAGCGCGUGCUUUGGGGCGCAAUCGCAGUCUCAUGGUCGUGGUAGUUUUGUCUCUGUUAAAACCAACAGCUGGGGGUUUUCUGGGCAGCCCUUUGGUGACUGAAACUUAUUUACCUACUGAUACUGAGGAGUCGGAGCAAUCUAUUAAUUUUCCAGCUUCUUCUAGAGCAGUGAUCAGAGAAGGGACAGCAAGCUUUGGAGACUCUUCAACAUCAGGAAUCUCAGAUCUCCAUCCGAGUUUUUCACAGAGGGAAUCUCACACUGUUAUUGAUCAGAGUUCCUUCACCGAGGUCACAGAGAGCUGGACAACACAAAACAGAUCAGACACAUCCACUGAGUUCCCGGACUCUAGCCUUGCAUUCAGCACUAACACAGUGACUGAGUGGGAAGAUCCUUCUACAAUAGCCAACAUGACUGAUGCCUAUACAGUAGCAGAGGAAUGGCAACCUGUAUCUGAGUUGAGGACUGUGAGAGAUCUCACUUUGACACAGCUGACUGAGCAGGAACACACAGACCAGGAUACUACGGAAUCUGGUUCAAACAGUGAGAGCACCUACAUCUCCACCACAUUUACCCGUGCAGGAGAGCGCACUCUGCGGUCCGUCACAUCCAACAGCACCUCUCCAUACGUGGAAGACACUAGCGGCAGCAUCUCAGAGACAGCUUCACAUGCUGUCACUGGGCAGGUGGAGAAGACAGGGGUUACUCAGCAUACGGAGUACACUAAUGAUGGAUUGUUUACAGAAUCUGGCCAUAGUGAGGCAACAUCAGAGGAUUUCUUUACAAAUGCUACCCAAGAGGAGGAGGUCUUUGAGACUGAGGUCUCUCAUGGAUCCCAGAUUACCCAGUCUCACACAGGACCCCAGAUUACCCAGUCUCACACAGGACCCCAGAUUACCCAGUCUCACACGGGACAGCCCACUGUUACAGGAUCAGAUUUUGAAUCUAAGACUAGCAACCCCAGCUCCACUCCACCUCUUACAGUAAUCAACAGUUCUGACAGUGAGACAGACGCCACAGUCGAUUCUUCCACCAACCAGACCUUCUAUAUAGACAACAAUUCCUCUUCACCUUCAUUUAUCCUGCCAGAUGAGACUCAUACCAAUGUGUCUCACCAGGACGGUGAGACCACUGAAACUCCUACAGGUACUAUGAGUACCAGUAGAGGUGAAAAACCAGAUAAGCCUCAGACAUUUAUGGAAGAAACUCUUAUUCCUGAUCUGACUACUGAACUUUCCACACUCUUGGAUAUGACCACCAGUGUGGAUGAGUUCCAGUCCACCCAGCAGACCUUUGUCUCCCAAACCAGUAGUCAUCCAGAGCCCACAGAGGUGCUGAGUACAGUUACAGGACCUUCAACCCACAAGCCACCACUUACAGAAGAGGACACGCAUGUGGCUAGCACUGUCCCUAUUAUGAGCACCACGCUAGCUAGCACAGCCACCACAGUGCCACUUACAACGCAUCAGUUUCAAGCCAGCACCACUGCUGAGACUCACAGUACGCCACACAGUACUCUGUCUGCCACAGAGACCACUCAGAAGACUACUCCCACCACAGAACAGCACCGCCCCACCACUGAAACAGCCAGUCCAUCUCUGUCUGCCAGCUCAUCCCAGUCUGGAGCCAGUGCGACUGAUCUGAGCACACGCCACUUUGAGACCAGCACUGCUACACCAGGCAGGACCACAGCACACAGCCAGCACACCACUGCAUCCUACAAUAAGAGCACUCCCACCAUGAGCACUGUUGGAAUAACCACAGAAAAGCGCACUGUAACUGAAGCCACAACCUCACAGAUGCCUGUGAAGUUCAGCCUGACUCCUGGUCACAUGUGUCGGCCUCAGACCUGUGCAAAUGGAGGCAAAUGUGUGUUGACUUUGGGUGGCUACAGGUGUGAGUGUCUGCCUGCUUGGAGAGGAGAAAACUGCACUGAGGAUGUAGAUGAGUGUAUGAGCAGCCCAUGCUCUCCAGACUCGGUGUGUGUGAACACCAGAGGCUCAUUCAGCUGCUGUGUCCUGGGCUAUGACCUGCAGGAUGGCCAAAGUUGUACCCAAACAAAGACGUUCUUAGGGAUUUUCACUUUGAACGGUUCUCUGCAUGACUCGCACAAAGAGAUCUUACAGUUGUUGAAUGCCUCGCUCUCCAACCUGCAUGGUUAUAGACGUUCAACUUUGCGGGAUUUGAACAACUUGCAGAUCUUGGCUGUGAACAUGUUUUCUAUGUCCGCUGACGUGACCAGCAUUGACGUCUUCUGCAGGAUCCAGACGUCUCUCAGAAACUGCACCAAACCACAGUCCCACUGCUUCUUUAAGCUUCAACACCAGCUCACUUAUCAAGUGAAAAAUCUGUGCUCAGUCCAGAUGAAGAGAUGUGACACUCAGUAUGCUGUGUGCAAUGAUACUGAUGGAAUCCCAUACUGUCAGUGCCAUGAAGGAUACUUCAAAAAGAACCCAGAAGACAGCACCUGCAGAGACUGUGGUGAUGGCUUUAAACUUGUUAAUGGAACUUGUAUGAAAUGUCCAUUUGGAUUUGGGGGAUUCAACUGCAAUAAUUUUUAUGGGCUGAUCGCAAAGGUGGUUUGUCCUGCUGCUGUGGGGUUGUUGCUCAUCGUCAUCAUUGCUCUGAUUGUAACAUGUUGCAAGAAGGACAAAAAUGACAUUAACAAAAUCAUCUUCAAAAGUGGGGAUCUUCAAAUGUCUCCAUAUGGUGAAUUUCCCAAGAGUAGUCGUGUAUCAAUGGAGUGGGGCAGGGAGACCAUUGAGAUGCAAGAAAAUGGCAGUACCAAGAAUCUCUUGCAGAUGACUGAUAUCUAUUACUCUCCAGCUCUGCGAAAUGCUGAUCUGGAGAGGAAUGGGCUUUAUCCAUUCUCAGGACUGCCUGGUUCACGGCACUCUUGCAUUUACCCAGCACAAUGGAACCCAUCAUUCAUCAGUGAUGACUCACGGCGGAGGGAUUAUUUUUGACCCCAAACUGCCUUGGACUGAGUUGUUAGUGCUCUCAUAAGGAAUGUAGCAAAGCCUCCAUUGCAAGAUGGAGCUAAUAAUGGAUAGGGACAACACUGAUCACUAAGUAGCCUAUGAAUGUGAAAAUGAGCUCACAGGAAAGAAAUUAAAAUAAUUUCAUGCAAUUCUUAGAACUGUGAAAUAAUCACAAGGGGAAUUGUGCUCAAUAUAAAUGCUGUUGGCAAAUCCUGUGUUGCACGGUGUCUCAAAACAGAUGUUUGAUCUCAAAUGGAAUAAGCCAUAGAACUAACACAUUUCAAGUAUGGCAAGUGAUACAUCUGCUAGGGUGGUGUAAAUGCGUGCAUAUGUCUGUACAAGCUUAUUGUAUUUAAGCCGGAGAAGUUUGUAGGAGAUCUCUUUAAAAGCUGGUAAACUGUACAAAUGGUAUAUUGCUUUAGACCAUUUUAUCCAUAGAUGUAGCAAGACAAAGAAAGUCCUUAUUAUUAACAAUAACUUAAGGACAUACAGUGAAUUAAAAUGCACUUGGUGCUAUUUCUUUAUAUAAUAUAGAUUAUGGCACUAUACCCACAAUACCACAUUUUUAUUUAUUCAAUUAACGUCAGGUCAUUUCCCGAUAAAUAUGCAUUUCAGUUUGGUAUAAUUUCUCACAUCAUGAUCUACAGAACAACCUUGGUGUGUGUGUGUGUGUGUGUGUGUGUGGUGUUGUGUGCAUGCACAUGCAUGUGUGCACCAAAUACCUGUUAUUUUGUUACGUGUUUUAUAAGGUGUAUUAUAUUUUUGUCAGUAACUUACAUUUUUAAUAACUGAAGUAUUCUUUUAUGCCUGCCAGUAUUGUCUUUUCUCCCCUGUGGAUGGUCAUUUAAAUCUGGCGUUUUAGUCAGACAUAUAUUUAAAUAAAGCAGCAGUAAUGUUGAAUGGUUUUUA